AUGAACCUGUUUGUUUUACAGAGCAUCAAAGUGAGUUGGUUACCUCCACCGCCAGGCGCACAAAAUGGAUUUAUCACCGGCUAUAAAAUCCGACACAGAAAGACAGCCAGGAGGGGUGAAAUUGAAACACUGGAGCCAAACAACCUCUGGUACUUGUUCACAGGUCUUGACAAAGGGAGCCAGUACAGUUUCCAGGUAGCCGCUAUGACAGCCAACGGGACUGGGCCCCCCUCGGACUGGUAUACUGCAGAGACUCCAGAAAGCGAUCUUGAUGAAUCUCAGGUUCCUGACCAGCCAAGCUCUCUUCACGUCAGGCCUUUGUCAACCAGCAUCGUCAUGAGCUGGACGCCACCACUGAACCCAAACAUCGUGGUGCGUGGAUACAUCAUUGGUUAUGGUGUGGGCAGCCCUUAUGCUGAGACGGUCCGAGUGGACAGCAAACAACGAUACUAUUCCAUUGAACAUCUGGAGCCCAGUUCACACUACGUAAUCUCCUUGAAAGCCUUUAACAAUGCUGGGGAGGGAGUCCCUCUUUAUGAGAGUGCCACCACCAGAUCUCUGACAGAUCCCAUUGACCCAUUAGAAGUUGAUUUUUAUCCUUUGCUUGAUGAUUUCCCUACCUCGGUCCCAGAUGUCUCCACCCCCAUGCUCCCACCCGUAGGUGUCCAGGCUGUCGCCUUAACCCAUGACGCUGUGAGGGUCAGCUGGGCAGACAACUCUGUCCCCAAGAACCAAAAGACGACCGAAGUCCGGUUUUACACAGUCCGGUGGAGAACCAGCUAUUCUACAAGUGCUAAAUACAAGUCAGCAGAUACAACAGCCUUGAGUCACACCGUUUCAGGUCUGAAACCCAACACUAUGUAUGAGUUCUCGGUCAUGGUGACAAAGGGUCGGAGGUCAAGUACGUGGAGUAUGACCGCUCACGCUACAACAUACGAGGCAGCCCCAACCUCUGCUCCCAAGGAUCUGACAGUUAUCAGUCGUGAAGGAAAGCCUCGGGCUGUUAUUGUCAGUUGGCAGCCUCCAUUAGAAGCCAAUGGGAAAAUUACAGCGUACAUCUUAUUCUACACCUUGGACAAGAACUCCCCUAUUGACGAUUGGGUCAUGGAGUCAAUUAGCGGUGACCGGCUUACGCAUCAAAUCAUGGACCUCAAUCUGGACACCGUGUAUUACUUCCGAAUACAAGCUCGUAAUGCCAAAGGAGUGGGGCCUCUGUCGGAUCCCAUUCUCUUCCGGACACUGAAAGUGGAACAUCCUGACAAAAUGGCUAAUGACCAAGGUCGUCAUGGAGAUGGGGCCUACUGGCCCGUCGACACAAACCUGAUCGACAGAAGCAGCCUUAAUGAACCCCCCGUUGGACAAAUGCACCCUCCUCAUGGAAGCGUAACACCUCAGAAAAACAGCAAUCUUCUCGUCAUUAUUGUUGUCACUGUUGGAGUUGUGACUGUGGUAGUCGUGGUGAUUGUGGCUGUGAUUUGUACCAGGCGGUCGUCGGCGCAGCAGAGGAAAAAACGUGCAACUCACAGUGCUGGGAAGAGGAAGGGUAGCCAGAAAGACUUGAGACCCCCAGAUCUUUGGAUACACCACGAAGAGAUGGAAAUGAAGAAUAUUGAAAAACCUUCAGGUUCCGAUCCAUCAGGAAGAGAUUCGCCGAUGCAGAGCUGCCAAGACAUCACGCCUGGCAGCCACAGCCAAUCCGAAACCCCGAUGGGCAGCAAGAGUGCCUCCCAGUCUGCUCCCGAAACAGAAGAAGUAGGAAGCAGCAUGUCUACGCUGGAACGGUCGCUCGCAGCCCGCAGAGCAACGCGUGCCAAGCUCAUGAUUCCAAUGGACUCACAACCCAGCAAUCCAUCUGUAGUUAGUGCCAUUCCAGUGCCAACGCUAGAAAGUGCCCAGUACCCAGGAAUCCUGCCAUCACCCACCUGUGGAUACCCACACCCUCAGUUCACGCUCCGACCAGUGCCGUUCCCAACGCUCUCAGUUGAUCGGACUUUUGGAACAGGAAGAACGGUGAGUGAAGCACCAGCCCCUCAGCAGACCUCCAUGUUACCACAGACACAGCCUGAACAUCCCACCAGUGAGGAUGCCCCUAGCAGGACAAUUCCCACAGCAUGCGUCCGCCCCACGCAUCCUCUUCGCAGCUUUGCCAACCCCUUGCUACCUCCGCCAAUGAGUGCAAUAGAACCGAAAGUCCCUUAUACACCACUUUUAUCUCAAACAGCACCCAGCCUUCCCAAGGCUCAGGUUAAGACAGCAUCCCUUGGACUGGCUGGAAAAGCGAGAUCCCCUUUGCUUCCCGUCUCAGUGCCGACAGCCCCAGAAGCCUCAGAAGAGGGUCACAAACAAACAGAGGAUACUGCAAAUGUAUAUGAACAGGAUGAUCUGAGUGAACAGAUGGCUAGUUUGGAAGGGCUAAUGAAGCAACUGAAUGCUAUCACAGGCUCAGCCUUCUGAAAGCUUUGGAUGAAUCGAUGAAUGGAGUUUCCCAGGAACAUUGCAGCAUACCAGCAUUUCACACAUACCACCGCCCAAAGCCCUCAUCUGCCAGAAAGCCAACCAACACACCCUCUGAAGCUGUCCUUAAAAAAAGGAUAUCUCACAGUAAUGAAACAACAUUGUGGGUUCAUAUGGACCGACGAGCAACAGUUUGAAACACAGGUGAAAGAGCACCACUGAGAAACAACAAGAAGAAAAAACACAUCCGCACAACCACCAGGAUCUGCUGGUGGCUGACUUUAUUUUUCUGAUCAUAGUAAUGCACAGGUGGGGUCCUCGUUAUGUCCUGUUCCACAUAUGAUCCUAUUACUGGCACCCUUUGGCUGUUAAUGACUCAUGCUGGCAUCAUCACGCCACAUGAGAGUCAUUGCCAGUUGUGUCUGAAGUGAAAUUCAGAGGAAAAGUAGUGGUAGGGGUUGUUCUUCAGAGGUCCUUGUAUAACCUUUUGAAGAAAGCCAAACGUGGGUCAAAGAAUUAGCAAGAUUUCUUUUGGGGGGGAUCUACUGAUGUGUAGCUUUAUAUUAAUGAUCCAGUGUUUUAAAAUGGGACUUUUUCAAACUCAAGGGUCUCUUCACCAAACUGCUAAUAUAACGCAAGCUUACAACUUAGACAUGCCUAUAACGGACUCAUCCCUGGGCCAGCACUCCUACUGCUAGCAUCCAUCCAUUCCACCAGUCCUCGGACUUUCUCAAAACUUACCCCUGUGAGGAAUGAAGGCCCAGGGCCAAAAGGACCUCAUGGUGACAGUAGAGGCUGUUGAUUUCAGGCCUGAUGUUUUUUUUUCAAGGUAUCCAUGAAUGCCACAGAUUUUGGCCCAAAGAAAGUUUAAAUGUCUCUCAGCUCCUCAGAAUUAAUAUAUGCUCUGCCACCAAUGUCCAGGCAGUUGGGUUGGGUUGGGGUUGGGUUUCCAGGGCAGGAGCACCCCAUUCGCCAAGGAUAAAACCUAAAAUGGGAAGGAAGCAAUGGGGCAUUCUUUAUGAUGCCACAGAGUCAGGGCAGAGAAAGGUUGUGGGCCCGAUCUGCUUGCUGAACUGUGCUGCCUCAAAAACAGAGCAGACUCACUUUACCAGUCUUUAUUGCCCUUUCAGCAAGGUUAAUUUUCAUCCUCCCCUCACAAAGAUAAGUUUGAGGUAAGCAAUGAGAUUUGGAGAGCACUGGACUGGUGCACCAGCAUAAUUAAUUCAGCAGGCUUUUGGAAGGAGGGAAGGGGAAGAAUUUUCUGCAGUUAGAUCUUAAAUAAAACUUUUUAAAAAAUCUAAACAAAUCAUGGGCUGAGCUAGAGAAGAGCUGGCAGACCACAGGUUGAGACAGGAUUCUUUUCCUAAAAUGAAAUCUGAUACAGACCUGCAUUUCCUUUCUCAGACAACAGACAAUACAACAAUACAAUAGGACCACCGUAUCCGUGGGUUCACUACCUACAGAUUCGCUUAUCAGCUGCUUGAAAAUACUGUAUCAAAUAAAAGCCCCCAGAAAUGCACCUUUCUAAGAUGUAUUAACAGAACUGACCACUAGAAGGAACCAGAGACGAGGCUGUAUGUAAGGUUUGCUAGAUUUGCAAUUUCUGCCAUCUGCAUGGAGAGCUUGGAUUUUAUUCCUCGUGGAUACAAGGGUCCUACUCCCCUUGCAAAAUUUCUCCAUGUUUUUUCUCUCUGUUACUUGCCUAGUUAUAUGCUUUGGGGAAGUACUAUUUCUGCUUACAUGAGUUUUAUUCAUACUGUAUUAACUGCACUGUGCUAAAAAUUGGCCAAGCUAUGUGACUGGCAUCUCGCACAAGAGAAUGUUUAGCCACAUGAGAAAGCAGCCAGAUAUCUGGAUUUCCCAGUGACAAUAUUGGCAUGGUAGGAGUAUUUGGGAUGAAGUAAAGGCAGCUUUUUUGUCUUGCUAGAGAAGCUUGUUGUUUUGUUGUGUAGACCAUACAAGUGCAUUGUAACACACUUUUCAGGCCAUUGUGACAAAUCAAAUGUAAUGUUUAACCCUGCUUGAACUCCCCCUUCCCAACUGCAGUGCAAAAAAAAAUAUAUCACUCUAUAGUGCCAAAGGGUAUUCUAAACAGCAGAAACCAUGACAAUAAAUAGGAAUAAUGUUCUUUUUAAAAAGACAGGUAUUUCAAGGGUUUCCCCUUGUGCAACUGGUGGAGCCAUUGGUAAAGAAAAAUUGAACACCAAGGAAGCAUGUUUGCAGAUUUCCCGGUAGUUAGAAGUAUGGAUGAAAUGGCAACUUAAAAAAAAUUAAUUUGCAAGAGUGGCAGAAAAUGAUUGCAUAAUAUGAUUAUGAUUGCAUAAUAUGCAAUCAUUUUGUUCAAAAUCUAGGAAAUUACCAAGGAAGGAAACUUCAAUGGAACAGGCUGAGCUUUGCCAUUAUUAGGCAAUGCAUGGAGCUUAGAGGAGAAACCAGGGGCUGUAUCCUAAGAAUUGUUGUGCCGAGCAAAUGCAUUCCUAGAACUGGUGAUGGAGUCAUUUUGUGAAUUACAUCAUUUUUGUCACCCCUUGAGGCUGUUAUCCCCAGGGCAAAUAUUUGGAAACAAGGUGCCAGGACGUUAGGGGAGAA
Molecule: messenger RNA, 5043 nt
Organism: Pogona vitticeps (central bearded dragon)
Lineage: Eukaryota; Metazoa; Chordata; Lepidosauria; Squamata; Agamidae
Source: RefSeq, a predicted model, not a curated record